AUGAGCGUCAGAGCUGGCCGCUUUCUGCGUGAGGAGGAAGCUGGGCUCGGCGUGCGUUCUCCUGCCUGCCACACAUCCAGCGAGAGGACCCGGUGUGCUCUCCGUCCCGUCCCCUGCUCCACACUCGCCCUCUCGCCUCUCCACAACAUGGAGAUGUACGCGGAAUUGGUGUGCAGCGGCGUGGCUUUGCUCCUGUAUGUCAACACACUGAGCGCCGAUUUUUGCUACGAUGACAGCCGCGCGAUCAAGACCAACCAGGACCUGCUCCCCGAAACCCCCUGGACAAACAUCUUUUACGACGACUUCUGGGGCACGCUGCUCACCCACAGCGGGAGCCACAAGUCCUACCGCCCGCUCUGCACCCUCUCCUUCCGCUUCAACUACGCUCUGGGCGGGCUGGAUCCCUCUGGCUACCACUUGGUCAACAUCCUCCUGCACGGAAUGGUCACUGGGCUCUUCACGGCGCUGUCCCGGUUGCUGCUCGGAGGCGGUCUGUGGAGCCUUCUGUCUGGCCUUCUUUUCGCUGCACACCCCAUCCACACCGAAGCCGUGGCCGGAGUGGUGGGACGCGCAGACGAAGGCUCCGCGCUCUUCUUUCUCGUCUCGCUGCUCUGCUAUGUGCGCCACUGUAAGCUGCGAGGACAGGCCGGACCCGCGCGCCUGGUCGCCUGGUUCCUGGGCAGCCUGCUCUUUGCUGCGUGUAGCAUGUUAUGGAAAGAACUGGGGGUGACGGUCCUGGCUGUGUCGGCGCUCUAUGACGUCUGUGUUUUCCACCGGCUCACCAUGCGCCAGAUAAUUGCUCUCCUCUACAAGAGAAAGAACCUGCACCUGCUGCUAAACGUCUCCCUCUUGGCUCUGAGCGGCGUCCUGUUGCUGGCCGGCCGCUUCUAUUGGAUGGGCAACAAACCUCCAAACUUCUCCAACUCUGACAAUCCGGCCGCCGACUCCCCCUCUCUGCUCACCCGCUCCCUCACCUUCUUCCACCUGCCCGCCGUCAACUUCUGGCUGCUCCUCUGCCCUCACACGCUCAGCUUCGACUGGUCCAUGGACGCCUUGCCUUUAAUACGAGGCUUUUCCGACUGGAGGAACCUGCAGACGGCGUUCUUCUACUGCGGAUUAUCGGCGCUGGCUUGGUUCGGGUUGUUUAAGCACAAAGCGUCAAAAGUCAAAGACAUGAAUGGGAAAGCUCACGUUUAUACAAAUGGAAGUAACGGUAGCAGUAAUGGACAUAGCAACCACUGCAAUCACGAACACACAAACGCUCAUACAAACAACAAUGUUAGUGAGGAGAACGGUACGAAGAAGCAUUAUGAAAACAGGACUGCGCUGCCCACGACAGAGAAUGUAGUGGUGUUUUCCUUAGGCCUCAUGGCGAUCUCUUUCCUCCCUGCCACAAACCUUUUCUUCUACGUGGGCUUUGUGAUCGCGGAGAGGGUCCUGUACAUCCCGAGUAUGGGCUUUUGUCUGCUGCUGGCCGUGGCCGUGAGGUCUCUGUACGUCCGGCUCAGACGCAGAUCCUUCAGGACUGGGCUGGUCUACUGCAGCGCCGUACUGAUUGUGCUGUUUGGAGCCAAGACGGUGCUGAGGAACAGGGACUGGCAGAACGAGGAGAUGCUCUACAAGUCAGGGAUCUAUGUCAAUCCUGCUAAAGCGUGGGGGAACCUGGGAAACGUGCUGAAGAGCCAGAGCAAGAUGGCGGAGGCCGAGCUCGCCUACAGGAACGCACUGUAUUACCGUAGCAACAUGGCCGACAUGCUCUACAACCUGGGUUUGCUGCUGCAGGAGAGCAACAAGUUCUCGGAGGCGGUUCACUACUAUAAACUGGCCAUUGGGAGUCGGCCCACUCUGGCUUCGGCGUACUUGAACACGGGCAUUAUCCUGAUGAACCAGGGUCGAAUGGAUGAAGCCAAGCGGACAUUCCUGACCUGCGCUGACAUCCCAGAUGAAAACCUCAAAGACCCCCACGCUCACAAAAGCUCAGUCACCAGCUGCCUCUACAACCUUGGCAAACUUCUUCACGAGCAAGGACACCAGGAGGAGGCGCUCUCUGUGUUUAAAGAAGCAAUACAGAAAAUGCCAAGACAAUUUGCACCUCAGAGCCUCUACAACAUGAUGGGGGAGGCUUACAUGCGGCUGAGCAAACUGACCGAAGCUGAGCACUGGUACAGAGAGUCUCUAAGGGUGAAGCCCGACCACAUCCCCGCUCACCUCACCUACGCAAAACUACUGGCCCUGACGGGGCAGAAAACAGAAGCUGAGCGCUACUUCCUCAAGGCCAUUCAGCUGGAUCCCACAAAGGGCAACUGCUACAUGCAUUACGGUCAGUUUUUGUUGGAGGAGUCUCGGGUGAUGCAGGCGGCAGAGAUGGCCAAGAAAGCAGCGCAGCUCGACAGCGGAGAGUUUGAUGUGGUCUUCAGCGCGGCCCACAUGCUCAGGCAAGCCAAUCUAAACGAAGCGGCCGAAAAGUACUACGGACAAGCAGCCAGUCUGAGGCCGGACUACCCCGCGGCUCUGAUGAACCUAGGGGCCAUUCUCCACCUCAAUGGGAAACUGCAGGAGGCAGAAUCCAACUAUCUGAGAGCUCUCCAGCUGAAGCCGGACGACUCCAUCACUCAGUCCAACCUGCGAAAGCUCUGGAACAUCAUGGAGAAGCAGGGCAUGCGGACAGCCGGCCCCUGA
Molecule: messenger RNA, 2679 nt
Organism: Knipowitschia caucasica
Lineage: Eukaryota; Metazoa; Chordata; Actinopteri; Gobiiformes; Gobiidae
Source: the annotation of a GenBank genome assembly